This is a messenger RNA of Emericellopsis atlantica, 1686 nucleotides long. Its product is annotated as Aldehyde/histidinol dehydrogenase. The record is from RefSeq and is a predicted model, not a curated record. The transcript has 2 exons. Bases 257 to 1594 code for a protein of 445 amino acids. Lineage: Eukaryota; Fungi; Ascomycota; Sordariomycetes; Hypocreales; Bionectriaceae. Gene Ontology annotation, molecular function: NADP binding; glutamate-5-semialdehyde dehydrogenase (NADP+) activity.
CCUACUGGCAUCACUUACGUGAAGUCGUCUACUUCUAUGUCUUCUCCGUCUAGUUUUGCCAUGCGAAGAUUCUCCCAUCUCUCGGCAGUACGUCACACUGCGUCCGGUCCAGCGACCGCGGGGCAGCAUGUCAUGCCCCACCAUCCUCGACAAUCUUAUGCCGCAGAAUAACACGCAACAGGACAGAACCUUUUUUUCAACUCAUAUUAUUUCCUCCAACCCGUGAUAUCUUUUAUCUAUUCAAUCACUUCAUAUCAUGUCGCUCACAGCUUCGUCCGCCGAGGAGGCUGCCUCCUCCGCCAAGACGGCCUCUUUCACUCUGGCCACCCUGUCAGUCGAGGACCGCAACGCAGCUCUCGAGACCAUUCACAACGCCCUCCUGGAGGCCAAGGACGACAUUCUCGCGGCUAAUGCCAAGGACCUGGAGCUCGCCAGGAAAGCGGCCGCCGACGGCUCGCUCAGCAACGCUCUGGUGUCGAGGCUGGACCUUGGGCGGAAGGGCAAGUUCGACGACAUGCUCAAGGGCAUCCUGGACGUUCGUGGCUUGGAAGACCCCAUCGGCAAGGUCCAGAUGAGGAGCAAGCUCGCGGACGACCUCACGAUGGAGCGUGUGACCUGUCCCAUUGGCGUGCUGCUCAUCAUCUUCGAGGCCCGCCCCGAGGUUAUCGCCAACAUUGCCAGUUUGGCCAUCAAGUCGGGCAACUCGGCCAUCCUCAAGGGCGGCAAGGAGUCCACCGAGUCGUUCGUGGCCAUCUCAAAGGUCAUCUCUGCGGCUCUCGAGAAGACUGCCGUCCCCAACGGUGCCAUUCAGCUCGUCACCGCACGCGACGUCAUCGCCCAGCUUCUCAGCCAGGACCGCCACAUUGAUCUGGUCAUCCCCCGUGGAGGCAACGAGCUCGUCAGGUACAUCAAGGAGUCGACCAAGAUCCCCGUCCUGGGCCAUGCCGACGGCAUCUGCCACGGCUACCUGACGGCCUCUGCCGACAAGGACAAGGCCAUCGGUGCCAUUGUGGACUCCAAGACCAGCUAUCCCGCGGCGUGCAAUGCCCUGGAGACACUGCUCGUCCAGGAUGCGGCGCUGCCCACGGUGUUGCCCGGUGUCGCCGCGGCCCUCGUCGAGAAGGGUGUCACACUGCGCUGCGACCCCGCCAGCAAGGCCGCCCUCUCCUCGAUCCCUGCCGAGUCCAUCCAAGAUGCCACCCCCGAGGACUACGACACGGAGCACCUCGCCCUCAUCCUCACCGUCAAGACGGUGCCCGGCGUGGACGAGGCCAUCUCGCACAUCAACGCCCACGGCAGCCACCACACAGACGUCAUCUACACCUCGGACAGCGCGCUCGCCGAGCGCUUCAUGAACGAGGUCGACUCGGCCGGCGUGUACUGGAACGCCUCCUCCCGUCUGGCCGACGGCAUGCGCUAUGGUUUCGGUACCGAGGUCGGCAUCAGCACAAACAAGAUCCAUUCUCGCGGCCCCGUCGGUCUGGAGGGACUCACCAUCUACAAGUACAAGAUCAGGGGCGACUAUCAGCCCACCACUGGCUACGGCACUGGCGAGGGCCAGAAGCCAUGGAAGCACGAGCAGCUGCCUUUGUAAGGCCAGGGGGUGGUGGCCAAAAGUUUGGGCGUUUUUGUGUCUUGGGCAUAGAUUUAACGUAGCGACGUAUCAUAGUAUACCAUACUCAACCA